AUGGUGACGGCGGGCACCGUACAAAAAGCCGCAGCUUCAUAUGGACUUUUCGAUCGGGAAAACGAUCGGGUACCCGGAUCGUAUCGUAGUAGGCCGCAGCAAGUAGUACUCCCUACAUUUGCACGGCAACAACAGCGACAGCAGCAGCAACAACAACUUCAACUUAGAAAAUCAGUUAACAACUUGUAUAAUAGAAAUGCAAUAUGGGGAAGCUCCUAUGAGGAUACGACUGUAGCAGCAGACGGUGGCUCUUCGUUGGAGCUGUUAGGAGCCUUACCGGAUGCGGUGCAGGAUGAAGUUGAGGUUCUUGAGAAUCGUGAUUGCUGUCCAUCAGUCACCGAACUCAUCCAUCCGUUGGCAGGCGUUUCUCGUUCUGGCCUCAUACUUGAGAUCUAUAGAGGCGAGAACAAAACACAGAAGUUUUAUCAAACCUCCUGCCGUCGAGAUGUCAAAAAUAGGCCGUGCAGAUUCGUGCGCUCCAAAUACGAGCUAUCGUCGCGCUGCACACAAGAAUACAGUUAUACAUAUGCAAUAGUCCGCAACUUAAAUUCGAACGGUCAGUGGCGUAUGGAUCAUAUCCGAGUUCGUUCUGGCUGCGCCUGCAAGGUGAUUAAGGUCACAAGGCAACGCAGUCAAGAAGUGCGUAGACGACGCAAGUGAGCAGU
Messenger RNA from Varroa destructor (honeybee mite), 665 nucleotides. RefSeq lists its product as uncharacterized. Gene Ontology annotation, biological process: innate immune response; central nervous system formation. NCBI's taxonomy places the organism in Eukaryota, Metazoa, Arthropoda, Arachnida, Mesostigmata, Varroidae. Gene Ontology annotation, cellular component: extracellular region. Gene Ontology annotation, molecular function: growth factor activity; Toll binding. The record is from RefSeq and is a predicted model, not a curated record.